CUCACACACACCGACAGAGAGAGAGAGAGAGAGAGAGAGAGAGCACCACUACUCUGCAGCUCCAGCGAGGCCAUUGGUCAGGAGCAGGAGGAACUGAUAGCUGCAAAUGUUUGGACUGGAGAAGUUCUCCUCUGCCAGCAACUGACCAACGUCACUGAGACGCUGCAGGACUUUACAGGAAAAACAAACUGUCAUUCUCCUCCUGCUGCCUGGUUCUCCCCACUCAUACCUCUGUUUCUCCCCUCCUGCUGCUCUACGCCAACCUUCACCCAGCCAACUGAAGGAUGGAGUCAUCACUGGUACCUGUCCUUGUGCUGCUGGGGUUGUUACUAACUUUAGUGGACAGCAAAGGAACUUUCUAUGGAAACCCUUAUAGAUACAACAUGUACAAGGCUGGAGUCAACCCACAUUACAACGCUGAAAAGCCACUGAGUCGUCACAAGAACCACUGUGCCUACAUUGUCCAGAGAAACAUCACCUGCACCAUACAGGAUGGAAUGGAGACCUACGUUAAGCCAGAAUACACCACCAGGUGCAUCUGGGGUCAGACAUGUCCUGUACUUAUGUACCGGACGUACUUCAAACCCAAGUACAAAAUCGGCCAUAAAAUGGUGACCGAAUUGGAGUGGCGCUGUUGCCCUGGUUUCACUGGAGAGAACUGCAUAGACAGCUCCUUGUCUGGCCCAGGUGCCAUAACUCCUCCAUUCAAGGGCUCCAUCCAGGGCCCCAGACCAGGGAUAAAGGGCUACUACCCCCACGCCCACCCUAGGAUACCUCCAGAGCACACAGCCAUCCCCGGGCCAGGGGUGGAGACUGUCCCUUUCCCAGGGGAUCAUGGUGAAAGCCGACCCAUCCCAACUGGACAGCUGUCUUCUGGGCACCCCAAAACCGGUUACGGUCCACAGGUGGAUAUCUCUGGUGAGCGCCUGGACCGUAUGGAGGAGGACAUACGACGGCUGUCCCAAGGCCUGGACACACUGAAUGGUAUGGAGGACCGUCUCCGAGUUUCCCUACGUGAGGACACCACCAAGAUGCUGAUGACCUUGCUGGGCAGUGCCCCCCGCCUGUCAGACCCCACUGUGGGCGUUGGCGUCCUAGACAGUGGCGAGGGUCUUCCCGUCCUCGGCGAGCUAGUGGGCAGGGUCACAGAGGUCAAAGAUCAGCUGCGUGAUAAGAGUACCAUGUUGGAGGAGCUCCGUGGCAUGGUGCUGGGUCACGACGGGCACCUGAAGAAACUAAUGGAGUCCGCCAAUGGAAGACCGAUCCCUGCUAGCAUGGACCUCAGGGCUCUGGAGGAGGCGCUGGACGCCAGGCUGGCUGGUGUGAGGGCAGAAUUUGAUAAGAGGCUGACCAGCCUGGAGAUCCAUUGCAAUGAGAGGAUUGAACAGGUACAGCAGGAGUGUCAUCAGGAGCAGCUGAGCGGUCAGAGCCUGGAGGGCCGUGAGGCAGAUCUGAAGGAGGAGCUCCAGAGGCUCAAGACGCAGGUGCAGGGCCUCACGCUGACCGAGGUCAGCCUGUCGCAGCGUGUGCAGCUGCUGGAGGAGGCUGUCAGAGACCUGACGGAGUCACAAAGGCAGCUGCAGGUGGUGCUAACGGAGCAGACACUCCACAUGGAGGGACUGCUGGAUGCCCGCCUGGUCGGCAUAGAAGGCAGAAUUAACGUCACCAAGAGGGGCGAGGGCGGGCCAGGCAGGUCAGAUGUGGGGGCAGGAUCCUUGGAUGGGUUUAACCCCCUUCUGGACAAGAAGCUGAGGAACCUGGAGGAGAGGCUGAUCUUGGUGGUGGAGGAGCUGAGCAAUGCCACGGCCCCAUCCCUGCUGGAGGGCCAGGUGGUGCCAGCGCUGGAGACCGAAAUCGAGAACAUGCGUCGGAGGGUGGAGACCGAACUGGAUGGCCUUCAGAAUCAGCUGACGGACCUGGAGCUGCUGUGCACAUCGACCUGCUCUCCCGCACCCGGCCGGGACUCCACCCAGGACUUCCAGACUGAGGUGGAAGAGUGCAAGGAGGUGGAGAAGAAGCUGUCAGAACGCCUGGACGCUCACUCUGACAUGCUAGAGCGCCUGAACAGAACGAUGCAGGGCGUCAUGGUACAGCUGGCCCGCGACGAGCAGGACAUGCUGCAGGGGGAGAUCACCCUCCUCAAGAUCAACGUCAACUCUGUGAACCGCACAUUGAAGGGGCUCCGCGACUCUGUACACCUGUUCACCCGAGAGGUGGGCCACGCCAACUCCUCCUGGCAGACACGUGAGCAGCGGCUGUCGUCGCAGGUGCGGGGCGUGGCGGAGCAGGUGGGCCGCCAGGCGUCGCUGCUGGGCGCGGGCGAGCGACGGCUGAUCCAACUGAAGGGUGAGCUGCAGGGCCUCAGGCACCAGCUGGAGAGCGAGCUGCACAUCUGCCGAGGCACGGCCCUGGGGGUGCGUCGAGAGGUGAUGGGUGUGGAGAGCCGCGUCAGCCGCGUAGAAGGCCAGUGUGGCAGCCUCAGCGAGCUGGGACGUGAGCUGGAGAGGAUCCGGGCGGAGCUAGAGAGCCACUCGGACACCUACCUGGCGCAGGUAAAUGGAACACUGGCCAGCCACACCCAACAGCUGGCACAGCUGAAAGAUGGGCUGGAAGAGUGCGUGAGCAAGGCAGACUCCGCCCAGCAGCAAGGUGACCAGUAGCCCACAGGCUACAGACUCCGCCCAGCAGCAAGGUGACCAGUAGCCCACAGGCUACAGACUCCGCCCACCAGCAAGAUGACCAGUAGCCCACGGACUACAGACUCCACCCACCAGCAUGGUGGCCAGUAGCCCACAGGCUACAGACUCCGCCCACCAGCGUGGUGACCAGUAGCCCCAAGGGUACAAACUCUGCUCUAGCUUGUACAGAUUAGCAGUUUCCUUUCCUUUGAUUUAGCUUCCAUUCUUCCUCAGCAGGGCUGUGUUCUGUCCUCUUUCACUCUGUCUCUACUGUUCUGUUCAAUAACUUAAGGACUGUAUCCUUAUAUCAGGUCUGGUUCAGACCAGUUUUUCCCUGUCCCUCUGCUCAAGUAACCCUGCUUAGCACUGCUUACAGUGAUGUAACACACAUUCUGAUUACAGUGAUGUAACACAUUCUGCUUACAGUGAUGUAACACAUUCUGAUUACAGUGAUGUAACACACAUUCUGCUUACAGUGAUGUAACACACAUUCUGAUCACAUUGAUGUAACACACAUUCUGAUUAUAGUGAUGUAACACAUUCUGAUUACAGUUGUGUAACACACAUUCUGCUGCAGUGAUGUAACACAUUCUGCUGCAUGACUGAAAUCAGGUGUUUCAGCCCAGGGACCGAGGAACACUGGAAUAGGUGAUUAGUAAGAUCAUAGCUAACACACAGCAAUGAGAAUGAUGUCAGAACUAUAAGCUGCUACAGGUUUCUAAAACCACUCACUCCCAUUCCCCUCUACAUUCUUCUCUUUUAAAGUUACUGUAUGUCAACAAUAAUGGUGCUAAACAUAUUUUAUAAACCUUGUGGUGUGUGAAUUGUUUGUAAGAGAAAUAUAUGCCUCUGACUUAUACUGUAUUUGUUUUUUGUUGUUUCUAAGAGAUUAUAAUUUUUCAAGAUUAAAAAUGUUUUAAAACCCUAAGUGAAAUAAGUGAAAUGUUGGAAACACUGCAUUGGCAAUCACUCAUAAAGAUGGCUUGGUUGUGAUGGUUUCAACAUUUACCACCAGAGGGCAGCAAUAACUUAAAUAAA
Molecule: messenger RNA, 3716 nt
Organism: Electrophorus electricus (electric eel)
Lineage: Eukaryota; Metazoa; Chordata; Actinopteri; Gymnotiformes; Gymnotidae
Gene: emilin3b
Product: elastin microfibril interfacer 3b
Cellular component (GO): extracellular matrix
Molecular function (GO): protein binding
Source: RefSeq, a predicted model, not a curated record